CUGAAUCGAUAAGAGGCUGAGCUUGUUUACGGUACAUUUCUGGCAUGCGCACAAGUUGAAAAGCUACGAGAUGCAGGAGGCGUAAGUCGCCAGAAACUGUCCUUUCAUUUCGCUUUAAGCUUUAAAGGUUUCGAUGUAGCCCUGCGCCGCGGUCGGCACCAACUGCUCGACGCCCCAAGAGCGAGCAAUGUCCGUCUACGAAGAAGCCGAUCAGCUCUUUUACCGGCAGUUCACUUUCCAAGCUUCGUCUGCAUGGCGGCCGCCCGACCCGAGCCGCGUCUGCGCCGACGCGGACGCCAACUGGUCGCUGCCGGUGCUGCAGCAGGAGAAGCGAAACCUGAACGCCACCAAGAGCCUGCUGAACGACAUGGAGCCCAUAGCUUGGCGACGCCACACGACGUGGACCAAUCGCGCCGGAAACGUGAUGAACCGCGUACGCCAGAGCGCCGCGCCCGAGCUGCUCACGCAGGCGUGGUGCAAGUUCUUCCAGCUCCUCCACGACUACGACCUGGCGGGCCCCGUCCCGCUACGCUCCUUCCACCUGUGCGAGGCGCCCGGCGCUUUCAUACUCGCCCUGCAGCAUUACCUGCGCUCGGCGGCCGCGGACGCCGACGAGGACGACCGCGCCGGAACCGACAGCUGGACGUGGUUCGCCAACACGUUGAACCCGUACUACGAGGGCAACGACUUCAAGUCGACCGUCACCGACGACCGGCUCAUCUUCAUGACGCUCGACCGGUGGUACUUCGGCCAGGACCAGACGGGCGACGUGAUGUCGCCCGAGUUCAGGGUCGAGCGCUUUCUCGAGACCUUCUCCCCCGAAGGAGGUGGUGUCGACGCCGGCGGCUUCCACCUGGUCACGGCAGACGGCAGUGUCGACUGCCAGGACGACCCCGCUGAGCAGGAGUCGACCGUGGCUCCUUUGCACGCGGCGGAAGUCGUGGCGGCUCUCAAGCUGCUCGCCGAGGGCGGCCACCUCGUCCUGAAGAUGUUCACCUUCUUCGAGCGGCCGUCCGUCACGCUGCUGUACCUGCUCAACUGCGUCUUUCGGCAGGUGCACGUCAAGAAGCCCGUGUGUAGCAAGCCCGGCAACUCCGAGGUGUACGUCGUCUGCAAGUCCUUCCGCAAGGAGGCGCUCGCGGGCGAUCACGUGGCUGCCCUGACGAAACUGGUCGCGCAGAGGCGGGCCUUCUGCGUGUCCAGCGUCGAAGACCUGCCUGCCAGCUUCGUGGGCCAGGUCGAAAAGUGCGCGCGAUACUUCAAGGACCUCCAGGAGCGGACCAUCCGCGAGAACAUCCGCUGGUUUCAAAACGACAUGGACCAACCUAGCUGUCUGAGACUGCAGAGCGUGAAGGACACGGUGGCCUCGCUCUACAUUGAACGUUACGAAUGCAAACAUGUCGACCAGCCGCCCCUGCCUCUGUUGCAGGGCGGAAGUGCAUUCCUCUUACGAUGCCGCGGCUGGAACGUAGCUAGCUUUAGUGAGCGAAAUGGACGCAGCGACUGGUGGAAGAAGCAUGUUGAUGAACUGCAGAAAAUGCUCGACACCAUACCCCUCGCGAAUGUCUCCCACAAACCAACCUUCCGCAGAGCGCUGUCAGACAGGAUUGCUCCACAAGCGUCUUGGAUCCGCACCGGCCAGAAGUACGGGAAAGUUCCGGGUCUCUCCAAGUUCUGCUCAUCUGCAUUGCUCGACAUGGCUCUUAUGCUCGGGCUCUCCGACUCCAUCGACGCUGCCAAUGAUCUGGUUGAGAGAGUGGAUACCUCAAACGUGUCUCUUGUGGAUUGCGGCAAGGACAACGCAAGGACGGCCGCAGACAUUGCAAAUGCAGUGUCCCAGUUGGAGUUUGGGACCCAGCUGGCGGUCAGGUUCCGAGAGACGCUGAGCCGGUUUUCGGCCGGUGUGCUCUAUCUCCUCACCAGUCUCUUCAAGACCGCGACGGUGACCUUUUCAGAUGUCCCGGGAACAUGGCCCCUGUGGACGUUCUCGGACGUCGACCUCGAUUGUGCAGACACACUGCUCGAGUACUUUGCGAGAAUUACGGCCGUGGAAGUUGAUGCCGCUUCGACGGUACUGGAGGUCGUUCCCUUGCCCAUGCUGUGUGACACAAAGUUAACCAAGUUUCUCAGGUCCGUCAAUGACAGCAUACUGCAUGAGUUCGUGUCUGUUGUUCUCGCCACUGCUUGACAGUUGCCAAAUGCCGUGUGACUAGUUAGGUAUAUGCGUAUGCGCUUUUGUGUGUGCCUGUGAACUAAAUGCACAGGAUGUGUGUGUGUCACGCAUGCGCUGUACCGACUGUGUUCAGCAUCCCUGUAGUAGUACCUGUCGGGACACACUGGACAUACGGCUCGUUGUACCAGUAACAUACACACAACAUACAAAAUAUAUAUUAGGCAGUGUGGCAAUGUCUUAGCCAACAGGCCUAACAAUUUUUUAAAAGCAGCUCGUCACUGGGAACAUAUAAACAAGUCAUUGGUGUGCAUCCUUUUGUCGUUAAUAAAUGGUGUACAGAAUCGUC
Messenger RNA from Dermacentor albipictus, 2519 nucleotides. RefSeq names its product cap methyltransferase 2 (gene aft). Gene Ontology annotation, biological process: 7-methylguanosine mRNA capping. Gene Ontology annotation, cellular component: cytoplasm; nucleus. NCBI's taxonomy places the organism in Eukaryota, Metazoa, Arthropoda, Arachnida, Ixodida, Ixodidae. Gene Ontology annotation, molecular function: methyltransferase cap1 activity. The record is from RefSeq and is a predicted model, not a curated record.